AUGAAUCUCGCUCACGGCGGUGAGGAGGACCCUUCCCAUCAUACUGGCGGCGGAGGGGUACGUAAUGGAAACACUGGGGACACUAGCGGCCCAAAUCUGCAAUCGAAUAAUCCCUUCAAACCAGAGGCGGAAGAGCGUGACCUCAAGGCGUUCACUGUUUCUGAUGCCACCACAGGUGACAAAGGGCACGAAAGUGCUCCAAAAGAAGAUCUUGAAAAUGUCAUGUUCUUGGGGAAAGGCAGUGGACCUCAUGAGGAGGAGUUACAUCGGACUAAUGAGCCCGCCGAUACGGAUGCAACAGGUUUUACGGAACCACAUCCUACUCGUGAAUUGGAUGAAAAGAAUAUAUCUGAUGUUCAAAAACCUCACAAUAACGUUAAGAGUGGAACAUUUGCUACUACACUACCUAUUGAUUCCGCAGUGCUUGCAAAGACAAGUAGUACUCCAGGUACUACAGCGGAGCAACAUAAGAGGGGAUUGUUUGGGUUAAAGGGAUCCAAAAACGUUCCCGAGCCUGUAGAAAAAGAUUCUCCGGAGCAGAAAAGUAACAUUGUUCGCGAUGCCUUUGGAAAGAUGCAUCUAGGUAGGAGAAGCUCUGGGAAUUCUCAUACACAGAGUGCAGUUGCUCCAUCAACAGAGUCGGGCGCCGAUAAUCAAAAUUCAGCUGGGCGUGAGGCAAUCACGGAGAGGAAUGGAGAGUAUGAUUCUGAGGCACACCACUUGUCACCAUCGGAAGGUUCACAAGCUAGCACGAACAAUGGGGCUGCUUCCAAGGUGAAAGAACGAGAUUUUGUUCUGGGGAGGAACGACAGGUUUGCGGAUAAGCAACCCGACAAAAAGCUCAAUCAAAGUGUUCCGGGGGUUGUUCAGACAGGAGGUCAAAAGCACCCCGCCGAAGAGCCAGACACGCUCACUGAGAGCGCACCCGUCACAUCUGAAGUUGCAACUUCAGGCGUGGCCGAAGAUGGCCGUCUUGCAGAGAAAAUCGAUCCUACCCUUGAAAGAAGAGAGAUUCAAACCUCUGGCGGUAUGUUGGGUGGAAACUACGAUGUCACUGACGCUUUCAACUCUCGUAGUAGAGAGGGAGACACUUUAGAUCCCAAACCCCGCGAAGUAGACCCUCACCAUGUCGAAGCUUCUUCGCAAGCAAAGGAUGUAAAUACUGGGGGUGGCACUUCAAAUUUCCAUAAGGCGGAGGGUGCGCCAGCGAUAUUGCCUGGGUCAAAAAAUUUGGCAACGGAGAUCCCAACACAUCAGAAGGCGGAGCUUUCUCGCGAUGAAGCUGCUGGGUACGAAGAAUACCGGCCAUCUGGGACCGAACAAGACCAGGAUCAGGUCAAGGAGCUCGAAAGUGAAAGACGGCGCUCGUCAAUUGCAGAGUCUACAGAGAGCACUGGCGAGCGUGCGAAGCCCAAGAGUAGGAGCAUGAGUUUGGGUCAAGCACCAUUCGCUACUUUGGGCAGGACCCUCUCCGGGAAGUCGCAUUCUCGUAAUGAAGACUCGGAAAGUCCUAAGGAACCUAAAGAACCUUCGAAAAUUUCUACCACGUUUAAGGAUGCAUGGGGUGCCAUGACUGGAAGGCGCCGCAGUAGCCAUGCUGAGCCAAAAUCCGAGGAGUUCCAAGACACGGUUUUCAACAAGAAACUGGAACAGGAACAUGGCAAGGUACCAGGUGCGGAAGCAGAUAAGGGUGCCUUCUCGAGCGAGUCUCCUGAAACUAAAGCUAAACGUAAUAUAGCUAUCACCAAUACAGAGGAGUAUCGCAUGAAACACUCCCGGGAGAUGCCUAAACCUUUAAUUGAAUCUGACUGGGGGGAGAAUGAGGAUGCUUAUGCACGUGAAGUGGGUAACCGGCCAAGUCUUGUUGACCCUCACGAGCUUACCUACGGGGCUGUUGGCAGGAGGAAGUCAUCUGCUAGUGAAGGCCAGCCAGCGUACGUAGCUCUAGGGUCGCACGGUAAGAGGAAUGUGUCAAUUGGUUCUGAUGCUGAGGUGGGUCAGAUGAUGGAUCCUGCACAGGUUCCAAUUACGGAAGAGCCUUUAGAAUAUGAUCGUACUCCUCGCAGUGCCAAAUUUAGCGAAUUGAAGGAGAAACAUAUUGACCAACGUAUCAGAACAGAGGCACAUGACCGUCCUUCCAAUGCGGCCGCGACCUAUGCCCGGGGAACUUAA
Messenger RNA from Lachancea dasiensis, 2172 nucleotides. NCBI's taxonomy places the organism in Eukaryota, Fungi, Ascomycota, Saccharomycetes, Saccharomycetales, Saccharomycetaceae. The record is from the annotation of a GenBank genome assembly.